Molecule: messenger RNA, 3220 nt
Organism: Syngnathus typhle (broad-nosed pipefish)
Lineage: Eukaryota; Metazoa; Chordata; Actinopteri; Syngnathiformes; Syngnathidae
Product: KIAA2013 ortholog
Exons: 2
Coding region: 335-2146 (603 amino acids)
Source: RefSeq, a predicted model, not a curated record
UUUACGACUCAUGCUUGUUUUUGCGACUGUUGUAUAAACCGGAAGUGUCAGAGCUGCUGGCGACAGUUUCUCAAGAAUUUCAUUUUGACACGUCAGAUCAAACGUAACCUGGUGUGACUUGAUAAUUGGUGAGUGUCAGACAAGCCAUUGUGACGAAUAUGAAAGCAAGAACAGUGACGAAUUUUUCACAGCUUUCUUUCCAACUCCAAAGUACGUAGCCGGGCUAAUGUAGGCUGUCGCUAGCGAAGCCACUUGGAAACAUGUCUGGGACUUUUUAACUGGAUCAACGUGUGUGACGCUCAAGUUCUUCGGACUUUUAGCACAUUUACAAACAAUGUGGCUCCAGCAACGAUUGAAGGGGCUUCCCAGCUUGUUAUCAAGCAGUUGGGCGAGGAGACUUCUCAUCGGAUUGCUCGUCUUCCUCAUUUUCUACUGGUAUCUUGGAGCAGAGCGAAGGUGGAGAAUCUUUAGUGGCUCUGAUGUUCCGGGCGGGGUGGCUGGACAGUGUCUUCAGGCGGAAAUCCACAGAUGGAAGUCCCUUGUGGAACGUGGGGAGGGUUUGUACAGCACACCUCAGGAACAACUCGACACACCCUUUAUAUCAGGUAAUGGCCAUAUCCUCAUUGACACUGACUCCAACAAACUCUGGGUGGCGUCGUCUUCACGGCCUGGUUCGGCUCCGGUCCAUCAGACUGAAUUUUCCCCUAUUGCGAACAUUCAUUUCGAUGGGAAGCAGACUGAAGCGCGGGCAUCUAUGAUGUGGUUCCGAAAAGGAUCUGUCCUGUCUGUUCGGUGCGCCUCACCUGUGGCAUCUCGAGACUGCGUCACCAUCAGGGAGGAGUUUAUCGCCCACAGGAGUCGACACAACGUCUACCUUCAGAGAAUCCACAUUAACAACCCCUCCGACAAGUUGAACACCUUUGCGAUUUCCUACAAUGCCAAUGCCAAUCAUGGCGGCAAGUUCUCCACUAGUGUGGACAAAGUGGAUGACAAAGAGAUAGUGCUCUCAUCAGGCAGAGUCCUUUUAGAGAAGAACCGAAUGAUGCUGGUGGUGGUCGUCACCAAAAAGCUCAACAGUAGGAUCCAAGUCUUUGCAAAGUCUGAGUACACAGAAAAUAUCAUAUCUGUUGUGAGAACUUCAGAGCCCAUUGACCCAUCUAAGCUGGAGGAGACAUUCACGAGCCUACGGGAUGGAGCAAAAAUGGAACUGGGAGAGCUGCUGCGCUCUACUGUGGACGAUUUGGUCAUCGAUCACCAACAGGCCUGGAUGGACCUCUUCAUUUCAGGCGUCGAGAUGAGAAAGAUCACAGACUCGCAUACGCCAUCGAGCCGCACGGUGAACACCACCCUUUACUACAUCCUAUCCUCCUCGACGGCUCCCUUGUUGGAGCGCAAGCUGAGCAGCGAGGCGCGCGCCCACCUGGAAUCCAGCCUCAACUACGCCGACCACUGUUUCAGCGGCCACGCCACCAUGCACGCCGAGAACCUGUGGCCCGAGAGGUUGAGCAGCACGGCGCAGAUCCUGCAGCUGGUCACACUUUGGACCCUGACCCUCCAGAAGAGAGGCUGCAAGGCGCUGGUGGGGGCAGGCGCCCACGGCGCCAUGCAGGCCAUGGCGCUCAGCUUCGGCGGACUCCAGUUCACCGAGAACCACCUCCAGUUCCAGGCCGACCCGGACGUGCUGCACAACAGCUACGCCCUGAGAGGCAUCCACUACAAUAAGGAUGUUAUCAACCUGGCGGUACUGCUAGACGCCGAGGGCAAGCCUUUCCUCCACGUGUCCGUCAAGCCGCAGGACAAGCCCGUCAAGCUGUACGCGUGUGAAGCCGGCUGCCUCAACGAGCCCGUUGAACUGACGUCGGAGGUCAAAGGCCACACCUUCCCCGUAAUGGUGACCCAGCCCAUCACCCCCCUGCUUUACAUCUCCACCGACCUGCGCCACCUGCAGGACCUGCGCCACACGCUGCACCUCAAGGCCAUCCUGGACCAUGAGGAGCACAUGGCCAACAGGUACCCAGGCCUGCCCUUCAUCUUCUGGUUCAGCGUAGCCUCGCUCAUCACACUCUUUCACCUUUUCCUCUUCAAGCUCAUUUACAAUGAGUACUGUGGCCCCGGUGCCAAGCCCCUCUUUAGGAGCAAGGUGUAAGAGCACACAACUGUGAGAAGUGGCCGUUAAAUGAUUGCAAAUUGAUUUUUUUUUUUUUUUUGUAUGUACCUGCCUGCGUGUUGGGACGGAUUUCCUGGUGUUGAGUUCUCAUGUGGUGGCAGUUUUCAUCACCAGUAUGACACAUUGCAUCUGCCCUUUAACAUUUGAGUUCAGUUUGAAUGCACUUGAUGUGAAGUAUGGAACAUAUAAUGGUUGCCAGUAAAGAGAAUGCUUCCCUGGAAGUUCAUACCACCACAGCGCAAAUUCACCAUUCUGAUGAGUUAGCAUUUGCGGUGUCAAAAUGAAAGACGAACUUGGCAGCCUAGUGUCCUAUUUUUCUUGGCAUUCGUUAAAGAUUAUUUAUUGAAGAGCCAAAAAAGUCAAAUAAGUUUAUAAAGAGUAUUUAGUUUGGUUAGGGUUAGUCACUGGUUUCUGAUUUUGCGUUUGGUGUUCUGAAAAUCAUGGUUGGUACUUGAAGCAUGCAAAUUGUAAGUGAAGGAAAGUGCCCAUUGCAUUCCAAGAGACAGGCAAAGCAGUGAGCCCAAUCUGGCUCCAGUCAAUUGUCCCAAAACACGUCUGUUUCUGCAGCUUAAAAAAAAAAAACUGAACAUUUUAAAACCGCAUGAUGUCAUCGAAGCGUCAGUAUGCAAGCUUAACAUUAAGUCAAAGCAAAGUUACUGAACGGUGUAGCAGCAUUCCAAUAAAUCUGUGCAGUCAAGAUGAUGCAACUCAUCAAAGCUUCAUUAAUAAAUAACAUCAACCAUCCAUACAAAACAAAUACUCUGUUGCUGUAAAGUUCAAAUGAAGUGCUUUAAAUUGUUUCAACCAAUAGGGUCUUGGUCUGAUAGUCUACUUGUUUGUUGACAUAACAAAUGAAGCUGACGAGCAUUCUUUUUACCGAGGUAAACUGCGCAGUGCAGGUGAUGUCAUACAUGUAGGUUAAUGUUUGUCAAUGGUCCCAUGUGAACACAUCCACAGAGUUGCUGUGCACCUGCUGACACUUUGCCCUAGGUUCUUCCUUUGCUGUGUGUUGACGUUUUAUAAGGAAUCAUUCAAUUAAAUUAACAAAUGGUU